Paecilomyces variotii is the source of this 2679-nucleotide messenger RNA. RefSeq names its product DNA ligase. NCBI's taxonomy places the organism in Eukaryota, Fungi, Ascomycota, Eurotiomycetes, Eurotiales, Thermoascaceae. Gene Ontology annotation, cellular component: mitochondrion; nucleus. The transcript is spliced from 4 exons. The coding region runs from base 1 to 2679 and encodes 892 amino acids. Gene Ontology annotation, molecular function: DNA ligase (ATP) activity; ATP binding; DNA binding. The record is from RefSeq and is a predicted model, not a curated record. Gene Ontology annotation, biological process: lagging strand elongation; DNA recombination; Okazaki fragment processing involved in mitotic DNA replication.
AUGGCGGAUAGGAAAGGUGGAAAGCAAGCAACACUGGGGUAUGUCAGAGAUUCACAAUCGACGAUCGGGAAGUUCUUUGGCUCCAGUGCAGCUUCGAAGGAUGCGCCUAAGAGACAGACUACGCUGUCAUUUUCAAAUAAUAGAAAGAAAGAAAAGGACGGAGCUCCCCAAGAUGCUGAAGAGGCAGUCGCUACGGAGACUAAGGUCGAUGAGAAUGCGACGAAUGGAACCAAUGAUGUGAAAAUGGAAGAUGAGAUUGCGCCCGUGGAUGCUGUUUCUUCAUCCCCAGAGAAGGGCGUCAAGAGAGAAAAGAGCGCCGACGAAGAGAGCGAAGAAUCAGAUAUUCAACCUGCGACUAAGCGCCGGAGAAAGAGCCCAGAAGGUCGCCGAAGAAAUGGACGGAAGUCUUCACCAGCUGCUGAAAAGGCCGCCACGUCUCCAAAGAGGACUGUCAAAGCCACUACCACUGAGAAGGCUGUUGAAAAGGCCUCAGGCGAGGUGACCCCAGUGGAAGAAAGAGAAGAGAUAUCAGAGGUAGAGCAGGGCGAAGAACAAUCCGUAAGUGAAGAAGAGGAGGAAGAGAAGCCAGAGCUGAAAAAGAAAGAGAUCGAAAAGGUCCAGGCUACCUUGAAGAGCACUGGAAAUGACCCCUAUCCCGAUUGGAAGCCAGGUGAACCCGUUCCUUACGCCGCUCUUUGUACAACUUUCUCUCUCAUUGAAAUGACUACGAAGCGUCUGAUUAUUUUAGCGCACUGUUCGCUGUUCUUGCGACAAGUGCUGCGACUUACCCCCAAUGACCUGCUUCCCACUGUGCAGCUUAUGAUCAAUAAGCUCGCAGCGGACUACGCCGGUAUUGAGCUGGGAAUCGGAGAAUCGUUGAUCAUGAAAGCCAUCGGCGAAAGUACCGGAAGAAGUCUAAAAGUUAUCAAGGCAGAUCAACAUGAGAUCGGAGAUCUUGGACUGGUAGCUGCAAAAAGCAGAUCGAACCAGCCUACCAUGUUCAAACCGAAGCCGCUCACUGUGAGAGGCGUACACGAAGGCCUCCUUGCUAUUGCCAAGGUACAAGGCCAUGGUGCCCAGGACAAGAAGAUAUCUGGUAUCAAGAAGCUCUUGUCGGCAGCUGAUGCUGCUACCGCUGGAAAGGGCAGUGCUGGUAUUGACAUCACGAAGAACAAGGGCGGACCCAGCGAGGCAAAGUAUAUUGUUAGAUUCCUCGAAGGAAAGCUACGAUUGGGCUUGGCUGAGAGGACCGUUCUCGUGGCUCUUGCCCAGGCGGUGGUCGCCCACGAAGCGGCUCUCAAAGGAGAGAAGCCCCCGAGUGCCGAGAAACUGGCCGAAGGAGAAGCUGUUCUGAAGACUGUUUACAGUGAGCUUCCUUCCUACGAGGUCAUUAUCCCUGCCAUGCUCGAGCACGGGAUCUUCAAGCUUCCCGAAGUUUGCAAACUGCAGCCAGGCGUUCCCCUCAAGCCUAUGCUUGCUAAGCCGACGAAGUCUAUCACUGAAGUUCUGGAUCGUUUCGAAGGCAAGGACUUUACUUGCGAGUACAAGUACGAUGGAGAGAGAGCACAGAUCCACUAUGUCUCCGGCGAUAGUAUUCAUGAGUAUCCCGGCGCAACGACUUCUUUGAAGAAGGAUGGGAAAGGGCUGUGUGCAAUCUUCUCUCGAAACUCAGAGGAUCUAUCAAAGAAAUAUCCAGACAUCCUGGAGAAGUUGGAGUCCUGGAUCAAGCCGGGGACGAAAAGUUUUGUCGUUGACUGCGAGACUGUUGCUUGGGAUAUGGUCAACAAAAAGGUCCUGCCCUUCCAACAGCUGAUGACAAGGAAGCGGAAAGACGUCAAGGCGGAGGAUGUGAAGGUCAAGGUCUGCGUGUUUGCGUUCGAUCUGCUGUUUUUGAAUGGAGAGCCAACGGUCAAGAAAACGCUGCGCGAGCGUCGUGCCCUUUUGCACGAUACCUUCCAGCCUGUCGAAGGCGAGUUUGCUUUCGCUCAGUAUGGGAACACAAAUGAACUCGAGGAGAUCCAAAGCCUUCUGGACGAAAGCGUAAAGGCCUCGUGCGAAGGACUGAUGGUGAAGAUGCUGGAUACUGAUGAGAGUGGCUACGAGCCUAGCAAGCGGAGUCGAAACUGGCUAAAGGUCAAGAAAGACUACCUUGCUGGAAUCGGUGAUUCCCUGGACCUGGUGGUUCUGGGCGCCUACUUUGGCCGUGGUAAACGAACCUCUGUAUACGGUGCCUUCCUUCUCGCAGCCUACAACCCAAAUACACAAAAUUACGAAACAAUCUGCAACAUCGGUACGGGCUUUUCGGAAGCUCUCCUCGAAGAGCUCCAUAAGGAACUCUCCCCACUCGUCAUCGACCGACCAAAGCCAUUCUACUCCCACUCUAACGUCCCCAAGGACCAGCCAGACGUGUGGUUCGAACCUCGACUCGUGUGGGAGGUCAAGGCCGCCGACCUAACUCUUAGUCCAAGGUACAAGGCCGCAGCAGACGAAGUCAUGGGAACAACCGGCGGCGGCAAGGGUAUCUCACUCCGGUUCCCGCGAUAUAUCAAGGCCCGUGACGACAAGAAACCCGAGCAGGCAACUACCACGAGGGCCGUCGCAGAGAUGUACCAAAAGCAGGAGAGCGUGGCGAAAGAGAACGCUGGAAAGGGCGGUGUUGAUGAUGAUUUCGAGUACUAG